UACUAGGUGCCUACCAUAACGAUACUAGGUGCCUACUAUAACGAUACCAGGUGCCUACUAUAACACAAUGUCGUCUGUGGUGUCUCAAUAUGUUACAAAAAUUAUCUGUGGAAAUCAAGGAUGUUUGGAUUUCAAGCAGCUUGACCAGAUCGUUGGUCAAAAGUUCACUUGUGCAAAUGAGGUCCUACUUGGAAUACUUCGUGACAGCAGAAAAUAUGCCAUCAGUGAAGGCAAAGAAAAGGCUUCGGGUUGUGUUAUGAGCCAGGACAGUGUUAUUGUUGCUAAGACUUCCCUACGAGUCUGUCAAACCUCUCAUAAAGAGUGUCAUCAGUGCGAUAAUUUACACAUAUGCAGCCACUUUGUAUGCGGUAACUGCAAGUACGGGAACAAGUGCAAAAAGGCCCACAGUCUAGAUUGCCCACACAACGCAGCUAUUAUAAGUGAGGUGGGUCACCAUGACCUGGGGGAGGCAGAGCUGUUCCAACUUCUGCUGCAGAAUGACCCCUACCUGAUGCCUGAGAUCUGCUCCCAUUACAACAAGCGCGUUGGUGAGCAUGGCUUCUGCAAGUUUAAAAGCAGCUGCACAAAACUCCACCUCUGCCUGCACUUCCUCCGGGGUGACUGUAGGUUUGGUGCUGGUUGUAAGAGGGCCCACACGUUUGAUGUCCCUGCAAUGAAGAUUCUAAACAGCAGAGGAUUCAGCCAAGAGAACAUCAAGAUCCUCCACAAUAUCUACAAGAAUAAGUUCAUCAUCACUCACCAAGAAAAUCCAGCUGCUGUAGCACCCUCCCUUGCUCCAGUCAUGAAGCCAGUUGAGAAACAUCAGCCCUCCUCCAGCUCCACCAGUGAGACUGACAGGAAUGAAAUCUGCCUCUUCUCCAUCCGCAGUCGCUGCAGCUUCAAAGACACAUGUGUCCGUGUCCACUACCAUCUGCCUUACAAAUGGCAGAUCUUAGAUGGAGUGACUUGGAGAGACCUGGACAAUGUAGAGGAGAUUGAGAAGGCCUACUGUAACCCACAAAAUGACACAAGUGGAGGAAGUAAGCCUGUGAACUUCCUCACCAUGACAUGUGGAAGCCCUCCAGUUCGUCGUCUGUCCACUGUUUCAUCCGUCACCAAACCCCCUUACUUCAUCCUCACAACAGAAUGGCUGUGGUACUGGAGACAUGACUGUGGCCAGUGGAUAGAGUAUGGCCAUGAGGGUGGUGAGGGGAAUGUGACCUCUGUCAAUUCCCAGACCCUGGAGACUGUUUACCAAACUGACUCUGACAGCGAGAUUCCAUUUGAAUCUGGAGAUCAGAAGUACAUUCUCAGUCUCAAAGAGAUGCAUCAGCAGAAUAUUCGAUUUAAAACCAAAAGAGCAAUUUGUAGAAGGCCCUGUUUUAUCUCUAAGGAAGAUGUGAAUGCCAAGCUGAAGAGUGAGUCUAAGGAGAGCUCCAGCUCCUCUGUGACUGUCCCUCCACACUGGGACAAAGGAGUCUUGUCUGACGACACAGACUACAAGCUGGUUCCACUCUCAAGCCAGAUAGAAGAGUACCAAAAGUUGGAGAAGCUAUUCAAAAAUACCAUGGCCAGCAGCACCAUCCACAGCAUCAAACGGAUCCAGAACCCCUCACUCUGGAGGGUAUACCAGUGGCAGAAGGAACAGAUGAUGAAGAAGAAUGGCGGGAAACCGGUUGAUGAGAGAGAAUUGUUCCACGGCACAGAUCACUCUAUCAUAGAUGUCAUCUGUGAACAGAACUUUGACUGGAGGACCUGCGGUGUCAAUGGAACACUUUAUGGCCUAGGGAGCUACUUUGCUAGAGAUGCCUUAUACUCUAACGCGUACAUAAGAUCUCAGAGCAGUAGUAAGAAGAUUAUGUUUGUGGUUCUGGUCUUGGUUGGAGAGUUCACCAAUGGGUGUCGGACAUACCGUCGUCCACCUACGAAAAGCACCAGCAAGGUCCUCUACGACAGUUGUGUCGACUCAGAAAACAACCCAUCCAUUUUUGUUGUGUUUGAGAAACAGCAGAUUUAUCCUGAAUACCUAAUUGAGUACUCCUAAAAAUCCACAGGGGUCCAUACCAAUGUCUUCCACUGAAGACAACUGAUAUUUUGUGACUUGCUAGCAGUCCUCACAUGCUCUACCUACUGUAUUUAUGUUAUUUCUGGGGUAUUUCUUUUAUUAUUUUGGGCUCUUUUAAUCCAUUUCGCCAGUUCAGUGCUAUAGCAUGAUUGAAAUUUAAAGGCAAUGUUCCCACGCUCACAGUCGCUUCUAGUCUGUAUCUUUUUAUGUAUUAUUUCUUACAUUGUUACCCCAGGAAAUCUUAAGUCUUACUACAUACAGCCGGGAAGAACUAUUGGAUAUCAGAGCGACGUCAACUUACCAACAUUACAACCAGGAAUACGACUUUCCCGAAGCGGAUCCUUUGUUCGCACCACCACCUAGGGCAUUUGAUCUGAUCCCAGAGACCGACCCAAAAUAACAUUGCCGCAGAAGAGGUAGACUGAGCGGCCUCCUGGUCAGACGUUAAGGCUUGCACACCACCCACAGUCGUGUAUAUCCUCCCUCAAGCUGAUACCACAACGGCCCUCAAGGAACUUCACUGGACUAUAUGCAAACUUAAAACCAUAUAUCCUGAGGCUGCAUUUAUUGUAGCUGGGGAUUUUAAAAAAGCAAAUGAGAACAAGGCUACCUAAAUUCUAUCAGCAUAUUGAUUGUAGCACUCGUGCGGGCAAUACACUUGGUCACUGCUACUCUAACUUCCGCAAUGCAUACAAGGCCCUCCCUUUGGCAAAUCUGAACAUGACUCCAUUGUGCUCCUCCCGUCUUAUAGGCAGAAACUCAAACAAGAUGUACCCGUGACGAGAACUAUUCAACCUUGGUCUGACCACUCAGGAAUCCACGCUUCAAGAAUGUUUUGAUCACGUGGACUGGGUAAUGUUCGGUGCAGCCUCAGAAUAAUAUACAUUUAUUCGGUGAGUGAGUUUAUAAGGAAGUACAUGUUGUACCCACUGUGACCAUUAAAACCUACCCUACCAGAAAUCCGUGGUUAGAUGGUGGCAUUUGCGCAAAACUAACAUCCCAGUUAACCAUGAAAAGAUGACUGGGACUGUGGCAGAUUACAAACAGUGUAGUUAUUUCCUCCGCAAGGUAAUCAAACAAGCAAAAUGUCGGUAUAGGGACAAAGUGCAGUCGCAAUUCAAUGGCUCAGACACGAGAUGUAUGUGACAGGGUCUACAGGCAAUCACGGACUACAAAAAGAAAACCAGUCACGUCAUGGACACCGUCUUGCUCCCAAACAAACUAAACACCUUUGCCCGCUUUUAGGAUGAUACCAUGCCACCGACACGGCCCGCUACCAAGGACUGCGGGCCCACCCUCUCCUUCUCCGUGGCUGAUGUGAGUAAGACAUUUAAACGUGUUAACCCUUGCAAGGCUGCCAGCCCAGACGGCAUCCCUAGCCGCGUCCUCAGGGCAUGUGGAGACCAGCUUGCUGAUAUGUUUACGGACAUAUUCAAUCUCUCCCUAUACCAGUCUGCUGUCCCCACAUGCUUCAAGAUGGCCACCAUUGUUCCUGUACCCAGAAGGCUCAGCCCCCUCCUGUACUCCCUGUUCACCCAUGACUGCUCGCCUCCAACUCAAUCAAGUUUGCAGACGACACGACAGUAGUGGGCUUGAUUACCAACAAAUACGACACAGCCUACAGGGAGGACGUGAGGGCACUUGGAGUGUGGUGUCAGUAAAGCAACCUCUCACUCAAUGUCAACAUAACAAAGUAGAUGAUCAUGGAUUUCAGGAAACAGCAGAGGGAGCACCCCCUAUCCACAUCAACGGGACAGCAGUGUAGAAAGUGGAACAUUUUAAGUUCCUCUGCGUACUCAUCACUGACAAACUGAAAUGGUCCACCCACACAGACAGUGUGGUGAAGAAGGCGCAACAGCGCCUCUUCAACUUCAGGAGGCUGAAUAAAUUUGGCUUGUCACCUAAAACCCUCACAAACUUGUACAGAUGUACAAUUGAGAGCAUCCUGUUGGGCUGUAUCACCACCACCUUGUAUGGCAACUGCACCGCCCACAAUCACAGGACUCUCCAGAGGGUGGAGCAUCACGCAUCACCGGGGGCAAACUACCUGCCCUUCAGGACACCUACAGCACCCGAUGUCACAGGAAGGCAAAAAAGACCAAGGACAACAAUCACCUUUGCCACUGCCUGUUCACCCCACUACUAUCCAGAAGGCAAGGUCAGUAUAGGUGCAUCAAAGCUGGUCCAUCAGACUGUUAAACAGCCAUCAUUAUCACAGAGGCUGCUGCCUACAUACAGACUUGAAAUCAUUGGCCUCUUUAAUAAAUGGAUCACUAGUCAUUAAUAAUGCCACUUUAAUGUUUACAUAUCUUGCAUUACUCGUGUAUAUACUGUAUUUUAUACCAUCUGUUGCAUCUUGCCUAUGCCGCUCGGUCAUCGCUCAUCCAUAUAUUUGUAUGUGUAUAUAUUCUUAUUCCAUCCCUUUAGAUUUGUGUGUAUUAGGUAGUUGUUGUGGAAUUGUUAGAUAUUACUGCACUGUCGAACCUAGAAGCACAAGCAUUUCGCUACACUCGCAGUAACAUCUGCUAACCAUGUGUAUGUGAUCAAUGAAAUUUGAUUUGCAUUCACAGUAAACGCUGAAUAUGCCGGCUUAAUCGGAAAUGACCUUUUACAUUUAAAUCACGCUAUAGCGCUGAACUUCGGCGAUUGGAAUUGAUCCAGCCCUAAGAUGUUUUACUUUCCUUUUCAGUAAGUCAUGCAUAACAUGGCACAACGGUUGCAGAGGAUUGAGCUCUUUUUAUAUAUUUCAUUUUUUAAAUGUGUGGCAGUCCCACUCCUUACAUAUUUUAUUGGUUGAUGGUACAAUGGCGAGAACACAGGAAAUGAAGGAGAGAGAUGUGAGUCAGAAGGGCAGUGGGUCAGAUUUGAACCCAUGCCCACACAGUAUAUGUGUGCCAGGGUCUACGGCCCUGUAAUCGCAAGAGCAUAGGUAGGUUUUUAUUUGAUUUAAUGGUCAUCGGGUCUUCGAUAUUAAUGUACACAUGGAAAUUCUUACGUCAGAGACAUCAUUGUACGUUUUAUCUCUCUUAUGUAGGUGAAAGCUACAACUUAUUCCUUGAGGUGGAUAUGUUUUUUAAAUUUUGACACUGUACAAACUUAAACGUCUAUAGUAAUGUUAAAUAUCAACUUCUUAAGCUGAGUACUGAAUACCUCUUGUUACAGUCCUGUUAUGCUCUUUUCUUAUGUACACUAUCAACUUAAUAUUUAUCUUUACAAUGAUCUAAAUUGUUACACUGCAAUAAAAUGUCUCUUUACUCAG
Messenger RNA from Oncorhynchus masou masou (cherry salmon), 5324 nucleotides. RefSeq names its product protein mono-ADP-ribosyltransferase PARP12-like. Bases 68 to 2044 code for a protein of 658 amino acids. The transcript has 12 exons. Gene Ontology annotation, molecular function: NAD+-protein mono-ADP-ribosyltransferase activity; metal ion binding; NAD+ poly-ADP-ribosyltransferase activity. The record is from RefSeq and is a predicted model, not a curated record. NCBI's taxonomy places the organism in Eukaryota, Metazoa, Chordata, Actinopteri, Salmoniformes, Salmonidae. Gene Ontology annotation, cellular component: nucleus.